AUGUCUUCCUCUACUACCCUCGACAAGAUCAACGUUGUCAACGAUCCUCGGAUCCGUCGCUGCUCUGCCACCAUUAAUGGCAAGACAUACGGGUAUCUUCUUGCCCAGCCUGAGGGAGGCUUUACCCGCACGGUCUUCUUGAUUCAUGGCUUCCCAGACUUGUCUAUGGGUUGGAGAUACCAGAUCCCUGUUUUUCUCAAACUUGGCUUCCGCGUUGUCGCCGUCGACUGUAUUGGAUACGGACGUUCAGAUGCACCAACUGGGUCUCUCGACCCAUAUUCCUACCAGUCGCACGCUGAUGACUUAUUCGAACUUGGGAAGCAGCUUGGCUGUGAAAAUAUUGUUCUUGCUGGUCAUGACUGGGGUUCGGUGAUUGCCUCUCGGUUUACUCUUUACCACCCAUCUUUCAUCACCCAUCUCAUUCUCUUUGUUGUCCCCUACCUUCCUCCCUCGUCAAAAUACAUUGAUACGGCGGACCUCGCCAAGCUCGUCCCCACAGUUGCCUACCAACUGCAAUUUGGCAGCGCAGACGGCGUGGUAGAGUCCCAUACCCAAGAUAAGGAAGGUAUCCGCGCCUUCCUCAAUGGUCUGUACGGUGGAGCCACUCCUGAAGGCAAGUUUGCCAUGGAUUCAACCCGCGGGUUUGACUUUGAUUUGGCCACCAAGCUGGGCCAUACGAGGUUGCUCAGCGAGGAUGAACUGCAAUAUUACGUAGAGGAGUACUCAAGAAACGGGCUCCAAGGACCAUGCAACUACUACCGUAUUCGCCAGCAGAGCUUCACGGAUGAACAGCCUCUCCUAGCUCAGGGCAAAGAGGCAAUCUCAAUCAAGUGCCCCGUGCUCUACGUUCAUGCGCUAGCCGACCUUGUGGUCAACUCCGAGAUGCCAAAGGCCAUGGUGCCCUUCGUGCCCAAUCUCACCGUGAAAGAAGUCGAGGCAGGACAUUGGGCUCUGUGGCAGAAGCCAGCGGAGGUGAAUGCUUUUGUGACGGAGUGGUUGCAGCAGCAGGGACUUGUUGAGUCGUCUAAGCUGUAG
Aspergillus alliaceus is the source of this 1035-nucleotide messenger RNA. Its product is annotated as alpha/beta fold hydrolase. The transcript has 6 exons. The record is from RefSeq and is a predicted model, not a curated record. Gene Ontology annotation, molecular function: hydrolase activity. Lineage: Eukaryota; Fungi; Ascomycota; Eurotiomycetes; Eurotiales; Aspergillaceae. Bases 1 to 1035 code for a protein of 344 amino acids.